Messenger RNA from Juglans microcarpa x Juglans regia, 1403 nucleotides. Its product is annotated as protein TIFY 10A-like. The coding region runs from base 164 to 1021 and encodes 285 amino acids. The transcript is spliced from 5 exons. Lineage: Eukaryota; Viridiplantae; Streptophyta; Magnoliopsida; Fagales; Juglandaceae. Gene Ontology annotation, biological process: regulation of defense response; regulation of jasmonic acid mediated signaling pathway; response to wounding. Gene Ontology annotation, cellular component: nucleus. The record is from RefSeq and is a predicted model, not a curated record.
GGUUCAAAACACACACGCCCAGGCUCGUUCCGAGCAACCAGUCAUUUGCCAAGCCCUCCACCCCCAAAUAUUCAUACAUUGCUCCCGAAGCAGAAGAGCGUUGAAAGCACCAGCAUUUUAUUCUUGUGAAAGCAUAUCUGAAGCUGCUUCUAGCCAGGAAAACAUGUCGAAUCCCAGAAAGGCACCAGAGAAGUCCAAUUUUGCACAGAGAUGCAACCUCUUGAGCCGGUACUUUAAGGAGAAAGGAAGUUUUGGAGAUCUUGGCCUCGGGAUGAGCAGGCAACUUAAAUCCAAAGAAACUCCUCCCGAAACAUCUCUGCCGGCGGCAACCACUCUGGAUUUAUUGAAAAACAUGGAGAAUUCAACUGAUCAGGCUUUGAGACAAAACGGCGCCGUGGCUCCCUCAAAUGCGCAACCCAAGGUUUUCCUUCCACAGCUUGGUUGUUUCGGUGCCCAAAACUCGAUCGACAUCGCUGCCAAUAGGACUGAUCUCAGUACGAAACCGGAAAUCAAGGAGCCUGAAGCGUUGUUGACAAAACAAAAGGAGCCUGAAGCAACAGCUCAGAUGACAAAACAAAAGGAGCCUGAAGCAACAGCUCAGAUGACAAUAUUUUAUGCCGGCGAAGUACAUGUACUGAACGAUUUCCCGGCGGACAAGGCAAGGGAGAUCGUCGCCUUGGCUAACAAGGGAUGCUCUAGUAUUUCUAGAGGCUCUACGUUUAUUUCUGGCGUGAAAAAUCUUAGAUCAUCAGGAUGUUCUAUGGCUCCCGAAUCAAGUUCUGUAGCCAUGCACAAAAAGAAUUCCACCCAAGAACGCCGUCUGCAAGCUGCUGGUUCUGAUCUUCCGAUUGCAAGGAGGGCUUCGCUUCACCGGUUCCUUGACAAGAGGAAAGAUAGGGCUGCGGCAAAAGCACCGUAUCAAGUGAAACCACCUUCCGAAGCCUCUCCAGAUUCCGAGGAAAGGAAUCCAUGGUUUGGGCAUGAAGAUCAAUCUUCAAAACAUCUUGACCUUAACUUAUAGUGACUGCCACCAGAUCACCAUUUUCUAUGACAUAGGUUACCUGAUCCCUCCGGCUCCGGCGGCUUAAAAUCCUAACUAUACAUGUAAUACUUGCGAGGCAUUCUGCAUUUUUUAUCUUUUUUUUUCGGGGUUCUCUUAUUUAGAAAACUCUGUACAUGUUAUUAAUCGAUUAGAUCCAAUUUCUAAAAACAUGAAAUCUGGAAAAAUUCCAAUUCCAUGUCGUUUUCGUACAUAUUUCGUGUGGUUAAAAAUUCAUUCACGUGAAGGCUCCACCAGGUAAAAGCUGUACCGAAAAAAUGUAUGGGCUUGUUGGACUCCUGGAGCCAUUUUGUGUAAUGUCUCGUUCACAUAGUGAAAUUAAAUAGAUGCUUUUAGUUAAAAA